Westerdykella ornata is the source of this 1152-nucleotide messenger RNA. RefSeq lists its product as uncharacterized. NCBI's taxonomy places the organism in Eukaryota, Fungi, Ascomycota, Dothideomycetes, Pleosporales, Sporormiaceae. The transcript is spliced from 3 exons. The record is from RefSeq and is a predicted model, not a curated record. The coding region runs from base 1 to 1152 and encodes 383 amino acids.
AUGCGUGACCUGGAAGAGGAGCUGGCAACCUCAAUUCAGCGUCGGCAAGACCAACAUGGGAACCCCCUUGCAGGACUCUUCACGUUGACAAGGCGCAUGGAGACCGAGAUCGACGAUCAGUUCGACGUCGAUAUGACCAUACUGGAUUUCCUAGCAUUCAAGGCGACCGAGUCUGUGUUUGAGUGGCAUUCGCGGUCGGAUCCCUUCCAUUCAGACCUUCCCAGCGCCUUGGUAACAACGACUGCUGAAUGGAGGAAUGUCCUCAAACAUAGGUACGACGGACGGCGUCUCAACAACCAAACGGCGCUCCGAUCGCGGCUGCUGCAGUUUGCUCUACUGUUUACUCACCGUCUAAAUCAUGACAAAACAUGGACAAACGAAUUUUCGCUGAGUGAGAUUCGUGCUCGAAACAGGAGUAGGGGCCUGUAUUGGUCCCAAAAAUGUACACACUCUCCCGCUCUAAGAGAACCGUUUGAUGUCCGCAGCGAGUUCCCACUGUCUGAUGGAGCCCUGGCACAACGGAGGCACGAAUUGGCAUCGAGAUUAAGUAUACCCGUGGACAAGAGAAGAUGCGUCACAGACGUGGAUGGCACUCCUUCUUUACACUGUCUACUUCCACUCUUCGUGGAGCUCACGGCGGCCAGAGCUUCUCUUGAAGACGAGUGGUUUCCUACAAGAGAAUGGAUGCAUCUAGCCGGGCAGUUCAUGCUUCAAGCCGUUCUUGAGGAGUACCUGCGAAAUGGUGCGUAUGGAGAAGAGACGUUCAAUACCAUAUUCGCAUUUGGUUGCCCGGGGACAGCUGAGGAGGCAGGGGAGGGUGACGAUAUCCGAGCCAUGCGCAGGAUCUUCUGCAACAAAGCCAACCAGCACGAACAGGUGCAUGGGUGGGCCAAGAUUCGGCGCCACUAUAUCAACGAGCUUCUUCCCAAUUCACCCUCCGUAUCGCAACUCCAGGCCAUGGAAGCAGCCCAGGAUCGGUUCCCAUACCCCGCUUUUGAGGCAGAAGUCAUGGCGUUUUUGAUCUCUUUGCAUGAAGGGUUCGACAAGCCUGAUCUUGUGCAGGUUGAAGAAGGCCGCAUCACUAUUCAUGGGAAUGAACUGGGAGAGAAGGAAUCAAGGGAGAUGAUUCGUCGCAUGCAUCUCGAUGCCUAG